UAUAACGAUGGAUUACCAUUAUGAACAGACUAGUGAAGUAGAAGCUUUAGAUUCAAUCUACUAUGGCGAUAUGCAAAUUAUAGAAACUGAGCCGUUCCAUAAGUUCUCGAUACCUAUAAAGUCAGAAGGCUACGACGACGGCGAAGGUCUGGCAUGUCAGCUGGUUUUCACUUACACCGCAAAAUAUCCUGAUGAGGUGCCUCUUAUAGAAAUUGAAAAUGAAGAGAAUUUCGAUGAUAUAGUAGACAAACAGGAAUUACUGACACAUUUAACAGAACAGGCAAAAGAAAACUUAGGCAUGGUGAUGGUGUUUACAUUGGUGUCAGCGGGACAGGAAUGGCUCAGCGACCACUGGGACCGAGUCAAGAAAGAAAGAGAGGAAAAGGUGCUGGCCAAGAUUAAGGCUGACGAGGAAGCUGAACAGAAAAGGUUCGAAGGCACGCGGGUGACAGUAGAAUCGUUCCUGGUGUGGCGGAAACAGUUCGAGAUCGACAUGGGCAUUCCUCAGAAGCGCGAACGGGAAGCCAAGGGCGGCAACAAGCUGACGGGCAAGGAGCUCUUCCUGAGGGACACCACGCUCAACGAGUCCGAUUUGAAGUUCUUGGACGAUGGCGACGCGGUGAAAGUGGACGAGUCCCUGUUCCAAGACCUGGACGACCUGGACAUCUCGGACGAAGACGACGAGGACUACGUGCCCGGACAGAGCAGCGACAGCGACUAGCGGCACACGAGCGACGCAUGAGCGACAGAUUAACGACAAUGUGCGACAGUGGACAAUGUCUGUCAGAAGGUGUAUGAAAGUAUAAGUAAGUCGCGAUUUUAUUGCGUGGCUUUUUAUUAAUAAUGCAUAUUUAAGUGUCAAUGUAUCUUGGUAUUUAGAGAUAAAUUAACUCAUAUCUUCGUAAGGCUCAAUGUACAUUAAAAUGUACACUCAGCUGCAGAGGGGGUCAAUUAUCUCGGCAGCUGACUGUACAUAUUCGUUGCAAUCUAAGUAGAACCUUUCAUGAACCAAAUUAAGAAGCAUUUAUUAGUUUGCUUUUUAAAACAAACGAAAUUCAUUCCAAUUUACAUAUAGAACAAGGUUCAAAUUAAAAAUAGAUUUUUUUGAAUGGUGGGUCUUACGAAGCUAUAUUUGCAUUAUUAAUGAUGCAUUCAAUGAAAUAGUGACUCGCUGUCUUGUUGUGGAAUUAUCCCAAACAUUUCUGGCUUGCAUUAAAGUUAAAUAUCGAGUGUUUUUUGCCUCUGGACAAAUAAUGUAAGCACGUAAAUUUCAGUCAGUCUCAGUAAAUUUUUUUAAACUUUGAGAUAAAUAACGAAAAUCCAGAAUAAGAAAGAGUAUGCUGACAGAUUUGCGGGCGUGUAUUUUAUGACAACGAGUUCCUUAACUUAAAGUAACUUCUAUUUACGUGGCCUGAACAAAAAUAAUUAAAUCUGUUGUCAGUUUAGUCUCCCUAGUCUCCCUGACUAUGCCAGUAAUCAGUACACCAAUAAAAUUUGUAUAUAAUUUUAUACCUCACAAUUUUUUUUGAAAUAUUAUUUUUUUUGGUUGGCCGUUGGCCGUCUUUUCUUCUAUUACGCAACUAUGGAUAUCGAUAAAAAGAUGUUUCUAACUCUAGCAAGAUUGCGACAGUCCUUUGUUUUGCCGCAAAAAUUCCGGGCUCUGGCAAUGACGUUGCUUUUUGGAUAUGAGUGGCAACGAAACACGGUUAAUUCAAUAUUUUUUGAUUAUGUUAGGUUACGAGGCCAAGAACACCCAGUAUUUAGUUAGAAGGCAGUCAUGACUGGUAUUUAUGCUUGUGACAAUAUUAAAUAUGUAUAGUAGAAUUAUUACUGAGUGCUUAAAUCAAUACAAACCGUAACUUAUGGACUUUAUGGUAGGGUAAACUGCCCUUUUGUCGGCACCCUACAAUUAUUGGCAUAUCUUUUAUUUCAAAGCAGCAGUAGUGGGUGUCAUACAAAAAUAGGUGCCAAUGAAGCAUUCCACGGGCUAUCCAGCGGCGGUAGCGCGGACGCAUUUUUAUCGCAUGUCACCAUGCCUGUCACGUUAUAACAAGUGCGAAAGUGACGGGCAUAGUGACAGGCGAUAAAAAUGGAACCAUGCUGCGCCCGCGGUACAAACGCAUUUUGUCAUUUGUCACUUAGGAGGAUAAAACCUCCGGCUACUCCGUUUCCAUUAACAGGCAUUCCCUGUCGAAAAUAGUCGGCCGAUGGUCAUACACAUGUAUGACGUUUAUCUGAUAUGGCUAUUUUGACGUUACGUAUACAUUUGACGUUCACCUCCCCCGCAAAAAUUGGCACUUUUGUACAGCAAAUUACAGACGUGGCGGCUCCGUUUGGUUAUAUCCUCCUAGUUUGUCACAGAAAAAGAAAUUCCCUAUAAGCAAAUCUUGAGAAAACUGUUUGUACGGGACAACGGUAGAUAACUUCCGAAUGCUACAAUUACUGGUAUUUCCCAGUGCUAAAGGGUAGUUCACCCUUUAUACGGACCUGGGUGCGUAGCCAACAUGCCAAUCGUUUAUGCUCCGUAGCGAACGAAAUGUAAAUGUUACUGUAGCAAUAUGGAAGAGUGAUAGAGAGACACAAAGCGUUUCGUUGUCGUAGCGCAAGCGAUUGUCACCUUGGCUAGGCACCCUGAUAUUCUCUAUUGUGUCAGUAGCUGAGAUCUGAGUGUAAGAGUAUUGUGUAAGUACCCCGUAAAGUACGGCCUUGUCGCUGCAGUUAUUUAUUAUAUGAAAUCGUUUUCAAUAAAACACAGAUUUGUCUGGAGAAUAUUUUUUAUUUACACUUUGUCACUAUAGUAGGUACAUAUAUACAGAUGACAAGUGAAACAUCAAAUAAAAAGCGAGCACAACUAACACGUCAACAUUCAACGAAACAAAACAACUAAUAUUCGCCUGAAGUGAUGUGUUUGAAACAUAAAGGCUAACCCCCUUAUUCAUAA
Molecule: messenger RNA, 2941 nt
Organism: Cydia strobilella
Lineage: Eukaryota; Metazoa; Arthropoda; Insecta; Lepidoptera; Tortricidae
Product: RWD domain-containing protein 1
Exons: 5
Coding region: 8-721 (237 amino acids)
Biological process (GO): cytoplasmic translation
Molecular function (GO): protein binding
Source: RefSeq, a predicted model, not a curated record